Messenger RNA from Musca vetustissima, 2259 nucleotides. Its product is annotated as nuclear pore membrane glycoprotein 210-like. Lineage: Eukaryota; Metazoa; Arthropoda; Insecta; Diptera; Muscidae. The transcript is spliced from 16 exons. The annotation marks the transcript as partial. The record is from RefSeq and is a predicted model, not a curated record. Gene Ontology annotation, cellular component: nuclear pore.
GUACCAUUGGUUAAUAUUCAAAUAAAAACACCUUUGGUGCGUAUCCGCAGUGGAGCCGUUAUGCCAGCUUAUAUAUGGGGAACUCCUGAUUUAUCUCCCAUGGUCUUGGGCACCUUGUCUAAUAUGCAUAUAACAUGGUCAACUAAUCAACCCGAUGUAAUUAAUAUAUACAACGUUUUUGCUGAUGCCGGCAUUGAAUACUCUGAUACUGAUUUAAUUUCGGUUCGUAUUAAGGCAUUAAACCCUGGAAAAGCAAAAAUCCAGGCAACCGUUCAAUUACCGGGCGGACAGAAAAUCUCUACUUUUGUCGAAGUAGUUGUUUUCAAACAACUUGAACUGGAAUCUCCAAAACACAUAACCACGGAUACAAUUUUGCUAGCACCACGUAGCUCCAUUCAGUUGAAAGCGAACUUAGACGAUGUCCUCUAUAGACUGUCCAGUGAUAGUAAUACCAUUGUUAAAGUGACGCCAGAUGGUAUUGUACGGACACAAGAGACUUUGGGCAGAGAUUUAGUCAUUGCGAAAACAUUUGAUCAAACUUUAGCCAUUGGUAUUGAGGUUAAAAAUGUCCAAUACAUUAUGGCCGCGCUGGUGUAUCCCACAAUCAAACUAAAGAAUACCGAAGAGAAAAUUCCACGUGGCAUGAAUUUCGCGUUGAAAGUUUCAUUGCAUGACAAUUUAGGCAAUGAAUUCUCGCACAAUAUCGAAGAUGUCAACGGCUUGAAAUAUGAUUUAUCUCACAAGGAUAUUGUGGAUGUUCAAAUUGGCAAUAAUUUAACUGUUGCGAUAAAUCUGCCACGUGAAACGAGCAACAUGAUUGCCAUAAGUUUAAAGGAUGCUACGGGAGUUAAGCAUGCUGAGGAUUAUAUCAAACUGUCAGUUGGCGAUUCCAAGCAUAUUUAUCCAACUAAGACAAUUUUCUCUGUCGGUGACAUUAUAUGCUUUGAUUCUCCACUGCCAUUGUCAUCGAUUUGGAUGAGUUCGGAUGAACAAAUUAUCUCCAUCGACAGUCGAACAGGAGUUGGCAGAGUACUUGGAAAUCGUUAUAAAUUGGGCGAAAAAGUGCUCGUUACCAAUGGCGAUAAGGCAAGCGGCAAUUUUAUAAAAUAUGAUGUUGAAGUUCGUGAUGCCGAUGUGAUACAAUUUGAAAAAUCUUAUGAUAUAUUUAGUGGGUCUCUUUAUCGUGGACAUUUUGUUGUGCGCAAUCAUUUGCAAGUUGAUAAAUUUACAAAUUUGGUGGCCAAGAACAUCUCAAAAUGCUCCACCCUAUUGGAGAAAAUUCCUGUGAAAUUAUUCACAUGCGUCCUUAAAUCGAAACAAACAUUGGGACAAAAACUGCUGGAACACUAUAAGGUUACACCGAUAUUUGAGGCUGAAACAGGUCGCUAUGCGUGUCAAAUUGAUUUGAAGACAACGUUUAAUGAGGUCCUGUCUAUUGUCAAAACCAAUGACAUUCAUUUUGAAAUGGAGGUUUCUUUGCCAAAUGGUCUGACCGAUAAUAUUUCACUAAAAUUUGUUCCCGGUGUUAAAGUGUCACCUGAAGCAUUUGCUUCUGAAAAUGAUGCAGCUGAACAAGAUUUAACAAUAACUGGUCUUGAUAAAGUUUUGCAGAAAGUUGAGGUCAAACCCUCAGAUCCCGCAUAUUUGAAAGUGUCUGUACACACAAAAGCCCACGGCUCUAUUCAGUACAAAAUAAAGAUUUUGAAACAACUUCCAUUGGAUGAGCAAAUAUUCGUUCAUGUUGUGUCGCCAUCAACAAUGCAGGAUAUUCAGAUUCCAGUGCUGGGUUCGACAACGCUGCAGAAGUGCUCCAGUAAACCAUUCAAUACGUCAUCGGCCUUCAUGGUUAAAUUAUUGUCAAAUAUUGGCUUAAUUGUUAUUGCCAUUGUUAUUUUGGCCGCCACGGUUUGGUUGUAUUUAUAUUUGAAUCCUUCAAGUGGCACCACUCAAAUAAACCCAGACGUGUUUUCAACGUCCGCAAAAAACAAAUCCCAGUUCUCACAAAGCAGUAGUUCGCCCGGUUCACCCAUAAGUCAUUCGCCGCAGGGUCUGCGCUCUCCAUUUGCCAAUCGUGGUAGCCCGGAGAGUGUUGGCAGUUUAUCGCCUGGAAAUGAUUCUUUAGUUUAUGGCGACACAAGCAUAGUAUCCCCCCAAAAAAGGAUACAUCGUAGAUAUUUAUGAGAUGAUAUUCUGUAAUUUAUUUAUAUUUUAUGAGGAAACACUGCCACCAGCAAAAACAACAAUAUACAUACCAAACAC